UCUCUCUCUCUCUCUCUCUCUCUCUCUCUCUCUUAUGGAGCCCAAUAUUAACGCCGGUAGCAUGGACUCCCACUGCUUGGAAAUAAGGAUGGAACCACACAAAGUUGUCCCACCGCCUAGGAGCACCUUACAAAAGCUCAAGACCAGGCUCAAGGAAACCUUCUUCCCCGAUGACCCUUUGCGCCAAUUCAAAGGACAACCAUUGAAGACCAAAUUCAUUCUUGGAGCUCAGUAUAUCUUUCCUAUCCUUAACUGGGGUCCUAAUUACAGCCUCAAACUCUUUAAGUCCGACAUUGUUUCUGGUCUCACUAUUGCAAGCUUAGCCAUUCCUCAGGGUAUCAGUUAUGCUAACCUUGCCAAUCUACCUCCUAUUGUGGGUCUCUAUUCCAGCUUUGUUCCUCCACUUGUGUAUGCUGUUCUUGGAAGUUCUAGGGACCUGGCUGUAGGACCUGUUUCUAUUGCUUCCCUUGUACUGGGAUCCAUGCUUAUGCAAGAAGUCUCUCCCAACAACGAUCCCGUCUUGUUUCUUCAGCUGGCCUUUACUUCAACCUUCUUUGCUGGUCUCUUCCAAGCUUCUUUAGGAUUCUUAAGGCUUGGAUUUAUUAUUGACUUUCUCUCGAAAGCUACUCUGAUUGGGUUCAUGGCUGGAGCUGCUAUUAUAGUCUCUCUGCAACAGCUUAAAGGCCUCCUCGGAAUCACCCAUUUUACCAAACAAAUGGGUUUGGUUCCUGUUUUAAGCUCUGUUUUUCACAACAUAAAAGAGUGGUCAUGGCAAACCAUAGUGAUGGGAUUUUGCUUCCUCGUCUUACUCUUGGUGGCAAGACACGUUAGCAUGAGAAAACCAAAGCUGUUCUGGGUUUCAGCUGGAGCCCCUCUUGUGUCUGUGAUCCUCUCAACCCUUCUGGUCUUUGCAUUCAAGGCUAAUCAUCAUGGCAUUAGCGUGAUUGGAAAACUACAACAAGGAUUGAACCCACCUUCAUGGCACAUGAUGCAUUUUCAUGGUAUCCACCUAGGACUGGUAAUGAAGACAGGGCUGGUCACUGGCAUCCUAUCCCUCACAGAAGGCAUUGCUGUGGGAAGGACUUUUGCUGCUCUAAAGGACUACCGAGUAGAUGGAAACAAGGAAAUGAUAGCUAUUGGGUUGAUGAAUAUGGUUGGCUCCUCCACUUCUUGCUACGUUACUACAGGUGCUUUCUCGAGGUCAGCUGUCAAUCACAAUGCAGGAGCAAAAACAGCAGCUUCUAACAUAGUAAUGUCUGUGACAGUCAUGGUGACACUCCUCUUCCUCAUGCCUCUCUUUCAAUACACACCUAAUGUUGUAUUGGGUGCAAUCAUAGUCUCGGCAGUGGUUGGCCUCAUUGAUAUCCCGUCUGCAUAUCACAUUUGGAAGAUCGAUAAGUUCGAUUUUCUCGUCACUUUAUGUGCAUUCUUGGGUGUUAUUUUCAUCUCAGUCCAAGAAGGCCUCGCCAUUGCGGUUGGAAUAUCUGUUUUCAAGAUCCUCCUGCAGAUUACAAGGCCAAAAACAUUGAUGUUGGGGAAAAUACCUGGGACGGAUAUAUACCGAAAUCUUCAUCAUUACAAGGAAGCCACGACAGUCCCUGGUUUCCUCAUUCUAAGCGUUGAAUCUCCCAUCAAUUUUGCUAACAUCACGUACCUUAAUGAAAGGAUUUUGAGAUGGAUAGAAGAAUAUGAAGCGGAAGAAGAUAUUAAAAAACAAUCAACCCUCCAAUAUGUGAUUUUGGAUUUGUCAGCUGUGAGUUCCAUAGACACAAGUGGAAUCGUUCUAUUCAAGGAUUUGAGGAAAGCAAUGGAAAAGAAAGGUGUUGAGCUUAUCUUGGUGAAUCCUCUGGGGGAGGUUAUGGACAAACUGCAGAAUGCAGACGAAGCUCGGGAUCUCAUGAGACCGGAUAACCUUUACUUGACAAUUGGAGAAGCUGUAUCUUCACUUUCAUUAACAAUAUUGAAGGGUCAGUCUUCAACCAUGUGUGGUGAAGGGACAUAAACAAUUACUAGUAUAUAUUGCUCAUUAUCAAUUGCAUGCAUGCAUGCUGCAUGUAAAUGCAGAAGAUCAAUAAGAUCAUUAAUGAAUAUUAAUGAGUGUAAAGCAAAGUUUAAUUUUAAUUUCUACA
This is a messenger RNA of Juglans microcarpa x Juglans regia, 2129 nucleotides long. Its product is annotated as probable sulfate transporter 3.3. The record is from RefSeq and is a predicted model, not a curated record. Gene Ontology annotation, biological process: transmembrane transport. Gene Ontology annotation, molecular function: secondary active sulfate transmembrane transporter activity. Gene Ontology annotation, cellular component: membrane. Lineage: Eukaryota; Viridiplantae; Streptophyta; Magnoliopsida; Fagales; Juglandaceae.